GGCGCGGCUGAGCGGAAGUGGCGCUGGGUGGGGGAGGCGGCGGCGAUGGCGGAGAAGUUCGACUCCCUGGAGGAGCACCUGGAGAAGUUCGUGGAGAACAUCAGGCAGCUCGGCAUCAUCGUCAGCGACUUCCAGCCCAGCAGCCAGACGGGGCUCAAUCAGAAAUUGAAUUUCAUGGUGACGGGCUUGCAGGAUAUCGACAAAUGCCGGCAGCAGCUUCACGAUAUCAGCGUGCCCUUGGAGGUUUUUGAAUACAUCGAUCAAGGCCGCAACCCUCAGCUUUACACUAAAGAGUGUCUGGAGCGAGCUUUGGCUAAAAAUGAGCAGGUGAAAGGGAAAAUUGACACUAUGAAGAAAUUUAAAAGCCUGUUAAUUCAAGAGCUGACAAAGGUGUUCCCAGAAGAUAUGGCAAAGUACAAAGCUAUUAGAGGAGAAGAUCCUCCUCCUUAAGUUGGCCUUUGAUAGCUCUAAAAACAUCUCAUAAACUGACACCAUGUU
Melozone crissalis (California towhee) is the source of this 498-nucleotide messenger RNA. RefSeq names its product mediator complex subunit 10 (gene MED10). The transcript has 4 exons. Gene Ontology annotation, biological process: positive regulation of transcription by RNA polymerase II. NCBI's taxonomy places the organism in Eukaryota, Metazoa, Chordata, Aves, Passeriformes, Passerellidae. The record is from RefSeq and is a predicted model, not a curated record. Gene Ontology annotation, cellular component: chromatin; mediator complex. The coding region runs from base 46 to 450 and encodes 134 amino acids. Gene Ontology annotation, molecular function: transcription coregulator activity.